GCCGACAGCUGCGCUGUGAUGCGAUGCGGUCAACGAGGGCACGAAGGCAGGAGCGACAGCACCAGCACCAGCGGUGAAGGUUUAAAGUGGACAUGUAUUGUUGUUUUUUACACGAACUUUUAAAGGAAGAUUUAUCAUCUUAAGGACUAACACGACAUAAGUGAACACUGAAAAGAAACUCACUUGUCCCUCAUGUUGUGGAAAACUUUGAGUGCAGCGCCCUGCUCUACCUUUGGAGGUGUUACCAGCUGAGAAGAGGAGACUGUUUGAUUUCACCGCUGCAUUCAGUCGAAGAAAUAAACAAGCGACCUUUUGCAUUGUUACUAAUAACAAACAACAGGAUAUCCAAACGAUAAACCUCUGAUCUCUUGUGUUUUAAGUGUGGUACGAAGAAAGCAAAGCUUUGUUUCUCGGUAGUAACUUGGUAUCUUUUCCGCACCCCGGUUGGUCAGUUGCUUUGGAACAUCUGGGUUGCUGUGCAGUGCUUUUUCUUAUUUCGUUGAUACUUUGAAAGGCUUUAUCCAUUGGAUAGUUGGCAUACAUGUUUUCAACCGCGUUCAUUUUUAACUUUUUGGAGAGUAGGUGACACACCUCACUACACCAGGACAUGUUGUUAUAGGCGGGUGUGGAGAUUUUUAUUUUCUUUUUGUACUUUUUCAAUUGGAGAACAUUCUUCAUAAAGGAUUAUACCUUUUAAAAUUUAUUCCGGUGUAAAAUGGGCUCACUUAAGGCUCUUCAAGACUGGUGUCGGAUCCAAUGUGAAAAUUAUCCGGACGUCGAAAUUAAAAAUAUGACCUCUUCAUUCAGAGACGGGAUGGCUUUCUGUGCUAUCAUACACAAGCACAGACCGGAUUUAAUAGACAUUAAUUCACUGUCUAAAGAAAAUGUAUAUGAAAACAACAAACUGGCUUUUGAAGUUGCAGAAUCAGAGUUGGGUAUCCCGGCUUUACUGGACCCUGACGAUAUGGUAGCCAUGCGAGUACCUGACAGGCUGAGCAUCAUUACGUAUGUGUCACAGUAUUACAACUACUUCUCCAAUAAAGCUCAUGCAGGGCCUCCCUCAAUGAAGAGGCCAGGAAGUACAACACACAGUGAACCUGCACUGAAGAAGCCAACUUCUGCCUCUAGUGAAAGAAAAAAUGAGACAAGGACGUCUGUAAUAUCAGGUAAUGAGACACCCAAACGUGAAACACUAAGCAGCACCUGUGCAACCUGCAAAAAACAUGUUCAUCUAGUACAGAGAUACCUGGUUGAUGGUAAAUUGUACCAUCGUAACUGUUUCAGAUGUAAAGAAUGCAGCAGUACAUUACUUCCAGGUUCAUACAAAGCAGGAUCAGAGCUGGGCACAUUUCUUUGCACACAUCACUUUCUAAAGACAGGAAUAAAUCAGAAUGGGCGGCCUGACCUCAGCAACAGUUUAGGAUUAACCAGAGAUGCCUCACCCACAGCUGCAGGAGAAAUGGUACCAGAAACUCCCCCAUCUGGCAGGGAGACCUCUCAACCAUUUUCAGCAUGUAGACUUGCAGAACGAUUUUCAGUACCAAGAGAAGGUGCACACUUGGAUAGAGUAAAAACAGAAAUACAUGUUCCUGGAAUAGCUGAGGAAGAAAAGCAAGAGAGUGCUAAAACUGAGUUUUCUUCCAACCCUUUUGAAGAUGAAGAAGAAGGUGAAGAGAAAGAAAAGCCACCAUUGGGUAUAGCCAACGGGGAGACUUUUUUGCCUGAAAAGACUGAUGUAUCAGAAACCAGACCAGUACCUGCACCUCGAAAGGUCCUUGAACAUAAUAUGCCGUCUCCAACACCACGGCCAGUACCAAGACCUAGACAGAGUGGUGUUACAGGAGUAGAAACAAGUUCUACAGGGGAUCGUCCCCAGGAAAUGAAUGGAGCCCUUGUAGAUCCCAGUAGAGAUAUUCCUUUAUCCCGUGAACAAUCCCUGUCUCCCCUCAGAAAUAAGACAGGAAUUGAAGGUCAUUACAAGGAACCACCAUGGAUGGCCUUGGUUCAGUCGGAGAAGAGAAAGCCAGCUCCUCCUCCCCCUCCUUCUGCUGGAGGAAAAGCUGCAUGUCCACCUACUGGCUCUGCUUCUAAAGAAAAUGUGCAAGUCCCUGAAGUAUCUUCCCAUUCCCUAAACCCCUUUGAAGAUGAGGAAGAUGAUGAAGGAUCAGAAAAGGGUGGUGAGGAAGAUUUGGGCAAGGCUAAGCCAGUACCAGCUGGGGGAUCACUAAAACCAUCUCACCCAUGGUAUGGUAUUACUCCCACUAGUAGCCCAAAAACAAAAAAGCGACUUGCACCACAGAUACCAACUACACCAUUCUCAGCUCAGUCCCAUUCAGAACCACCAUCAUCCACACCAUCUCCUGCUCGAAGUAUAGAAAAUGUUUCUUCUGAAAUGCUGGCCAAGUCUCCACUUGACGGUAGUGGUUCACCUUCAGCACCUGAAUCUCCUGUCACAAAAAGCAUCUCUGAACCAGCCAUUAGUGGCCCAGAUGUCCAGCAUUCAGCAAAAGUAAUUUCAGAAGCUGGUCCUCAUCAAGUAACCAGAAACAAAUCUCCUGCCCAAGCUAAUAUUACUGUUCCUUCAAUGAAUACCAGUUCAGCUCCAGCCACACCACAGGCUACUCGUAGCACGAGUAUGAGAGCAGCACGUCCACCUCCACCACGACCUCCCACAACACCUAGCCCAAUUUCAGUUUUGUUUCCAGCGGAUAAUACAUCAUCUUCAAAAUCAAGCACACCAUCAUCACAGGCACCCAAACUUGUGCAUCAGAAGAGCUCUUGUAAAGAAAACCCUUUUAACAGAAAAUCUUCUCCUGUGGUGUCUCCCCAACGCAACACUCCAAAAGGCCCAAAACCAGCCCGGCCACCUGCCCCAGGACAUGGAUUCCCUCUUAUCAAGAGAAAGGUGCAGUCUGACCAAUAUAUUCCUGUGGAAGAUAUUCAUUUCGAAAUGGAUCAAAUAGAGCAUCAGCUGGAUGAAUUGGAGCACAGAGGAGUUGAACAGGAGCAGAAACUGAGAUGCUGUGACAAUGAAGAGGAAGAAGAUAGUUUGCUAGUUGACUGGUUUAAACUUAUUCAUGAAAAGCACUUGCUGGUGAGAAGAGAAUCUGAGCUUGUUUACACAGCAAAACAACAGAACUUAGAGGAAAGGCAGGCAGAUGUAGAAUAUGAACUAAGAUGUCUCUUGAACAAACCAGAAAAAGAAUGGACAGAUGAUGACAGAACAAGAGAACAGGAACUUAUGCAGGAGCUAGUAACUAUAAUUGAACAACGCAAUGCAAUUGUUAAUUGCCUUGAUGAAGACAGGCAGAGGGAAGAAGAAGAAGACAAAAUGCUAGAAGACCUUAUUAAAAAGAAAGACUUCCACAAAGACUCUGAUAGUGAUCCUAAGAAGAAAGGAAAAUUUAAACCCAUGAAAGUCUUAAAACGUCUGAGCAGUGGAAACAAGACAGAAAGCAAAAUGAAACCACAGAGAGAAAAAAGCAAAUCCAUGAAAAGCCUAUCCCCAGAAUGACUUAAGCAAUAGUUAAGAAAACAGGAAAUCACCAUGACAAAGAUGUCUUGAGUUUGUGGUGCCUCAUGAAUUGAAGCUGUCCUUCCUUUUUUGAGUGUCGGAAGGUCACUCUUAUCUUACACACACACAAAAAUCCUAUUAUACUGUAUACUAGAAAUAUGCAAUAGGUGUUACCUUUCAUUUGCUUGCUGCUGUUUAGAAAACAACACUGUUUUCAUGGUCAUGCUGACCAUUAUUUAGUACUGUGCACAGCACCAUAUCAUAUCAGUUUGUCAGUUGCUGGCCCUUCACAAGUUAUGAACUUCAUGAUUUUCAUUGGAGGACUUUUGAAGAAAAGUUUCUCAUGAAAUAUGUGCCUACUCCCAUAAACAGUCAUCAGUCUAAUUGUUUUAUGUGUUAACUUGUUGUGAUCCAUUUUAGAAAUGCAGUUACACUCAUAAAGUGAUAGCCUUUCUAAGACAGUGCAUUUUUAAUUUAAACACAUUUCUGUUUGUCUUUUUCAUGUAGGUUUUAAUAUGAAGGCAAAUUGGUGUGCAACAUUAAAGUACUGGGAUAGUAUUUAAGCAAUAGUUUAAGGUGAUUUGUAACUGUGAGGUACGGAAGUUUAACACCAGUGGUGCUUGUUUUGUUUUACACACGGGUUACCCUUGGAGAAAUAGUAAAACAAUUUAAGGUUUUCUUUGACAACAAGAUAAUGAAUUUAAAAGAUAUCAAGCUGCGAAAUUAAGAUAUUGAUUCAAUGUUCCUAAAACUUCAAAGUUCAGAAAACCAAGCUUUUCUUUGUUUUUUGUUUAUAAAUCAUUUAUCAUUUUUAAUACUAAGAAACUAAUUCUGUGUAAAGUAGACACAUUUGGCUUACAAACAGUUUAUAUAUUCUCAAAUGUAAAUAGCAAUACUUUAUAAAGAGAAAGGAAUGUGAGGAAAACAUAUUUAUGUUAUGUACAAAAAGUUUUCUUCUUCAGAUAUUGAACAGAAAGUUUGAAUGUUGGCAUUAGUUCAUUUUUUGAACUGUUUGGGGGAAAACAUGCACUUUGUACCUGAUUUAUAUGCAUUUUAAAAAAUUAAUAAAUCAUAUACUGACCUUAAGUGGUCUUGCCUGGAAAUUAAAAUCAAAAUGCUGUAACUGAGGUUUGGGUGAGCUUUUCAAUUUUAGAACCACAGAUAUCAAAGCAUACUGUUUGAUGCAUUUUUUUUUUAUAUUUUGUCUUUAGUUUCCUUGUGCCAAACGAUCUCAUAUUACAGUUGUGUGGGUUGUAUUUAAAAGUUGUUAUAGACAGUUUUUCAAAUACUGUAGUGUUAUACUCAUAAUAGCAGUUGUAGAUUUCAAAUAAGCAUCUCAAACAGAUUCAUGAGUCAUGAUAAAAUUUAAUUAAAAAUCUGAAUACAGCUUGUCCAAAUGAAAACUUGUAGUUACAUUUGUAAAUAUAUACGAUUAGAAGAAGCUUUUUUGUUUUUAAUUCUGCCCCAGUUGGGAUCAGCAUAGUUUUGUUAUGAAGAAAAGCAUUACUGUACUUAACACAUGUGAAUCUGAAUUCAUGUGGUAGUUUUUAUUUGUUACAUGAGGGUGCUGAUCAUAGUUAUGGGGGCAGAUGUUAUUCCUUAAAUAUUCUGCCUGUUUUUCACUUAAUUAAGUAGUGUGUGCCUUCAUGGUUAUUAAAAUAUCUUUAGUGACAAAUCUGCAGUGUCAACUAAAAUCAUUUAAUGUUAAUGAUUAAUGGCAGUUUGUGUUUCAGGUAAGCACUUAAGCAUUGCAUAUUUCUUAACUAUAAAUCCUACUGUUUAGAUAUUGAAAUAUUAGUUACACUGGGAUAUUUUUAUGAAGUCAUUGCUGCCCAAAGACCUGCAACAAUUAUAUAGAACAAGCCAUUCAGUCUUGUGUAAUUGAAGUAAGACUUUAAAGUCUUGGUUAGGACAAAUUCUUUUUUUAAAUAAGGCACUAUAUUGUCUUUGUCAUUUGUUUAGAAAGUAGUCCUGACAACAUGAAAUUAAAACAAUUGGAAUCUCUGUUUAUCUCUGCUAGAGCAUUUUCUUUUCAUGUGCAGUGUAAAGUCUGUAUAUUUUAGAAUGAUUUCAGGAAGAGGCAUGAAUCUCCAUCUGUCUGAUCUAUAAUAACUGAACAGAAAUAUCAAGGAACAACUGACAUUGCAGGUUUAAAGAUGAGAUGGAAAUACUAAAAAAAAGGCAGGGAUACUUAUUUAUUUCCUCUGUGAUGGAAUUACUUUGUGGGGUUAUAAUAAAAGCAACAAAGCCACAUUUUGUGGAAUCCUAUAAGACUGAAUAGGUAUUUUAAUUGAAUAAAACGGUGUUUCUUUUUUGACCUUUACUCUUUUUGUUUAUAAUAACAAACAUUGCCUUAAAAUAUUUCUGUUACUGUAUUACUUUAAAGAACUGUUAAGUAUGUUUGUUUUUUAAUCAUUGACCCAAUAUUUAUUUAUGUCUCCAGUGAAUGCUAAAACAGUAGAUGUUGUAACAGUUCUCUAAAUGCUUUUUCCUCUCCUGCUGCCUUUCAAAUACACAUGGGCUUUCUAAGGAUGUGUUGGUAAUAUAACAAAUGUAAAGUUUUUAUAUAGAGAGAGUAAAAUAAACAAAUAAAACAAAAAUGUCCCA
Molecule: messenger RNA, 6121 nt
Organism: Erpetoichthys calabaricus (reedfish)
Lineage: Eukaryota; Metazoa; Chordata; Cladistia; Polypteriformes; Polypteridae
Gene: micall1a
Product: MICAL-like 1a
Exons: 16
Coding region: 716-3514 (932 amino acids)
Molecular function (GO): protein binding
Source: RefSeq, a predicted model, not a curated record